AUGAAGAAAUCUGAAGUAUUUGCUGUCGCGUUUGCUGUGCUGGCAGCUGGGGCUAUAAUCUUAACACUAAAUGUUCUGCUUCUGGGUGGGCACAUCAUCUUCUUCCAAAGUCUCAGUCUCCUUGGCUAUUGUUUGUUUCCUCUGGAUGUUGGAGCCCUAAUUUGCUUGCUGAAGGACAAUGUCAUACUAAAGAUCAUCGUGGUGACAGUCACACUGGCGUGGAGCUCCUGGGCUGCCUACCCAUUCAUGAGCGCUGCUGUGAACCCAAGGAGAAAGGCUCUGGCCAUAUAUCCCGUAUUCCUCAUGUACAUCUCGGUGGGGUUCCUCAUAAUUGCCAUAGAUUAG
This is a messenger RNA of Triticum turgidum subsp. durum (durum wheat), 345 nucleotides long. NCBI's taxonomy places the organism in Eukaryota, Viridiplantae, Streptophyta, Magnoliopsida, Poales, Poaceae. The record is from the annotation of a GenBank genome assembly.